Malaclemys terrapin pileata is the source of this 2653-nucleotide messenger RNA. Its product is annotated as A-kinase anchor protein 4-like. Lineage: Eukaryota; Metazoa; Chordata; Testudines; Emydidae. The record is from RefSeq and is a predicted model, not a curated record. The coding region runs from base 170 to 2653 and encodes 827 amino acids. Gene Ontology annotation, cellular component: sperm fibrous sheath; sperm principal piece; cytoplasm. Gene Ontology annotation, biological process: intracellular protein localization. Gene Ontology annotation, molecular function: protein kinase A binding. The transcript has a single exon.
GUCACCACUACUAUAGAAACGAUGUGUUAACAAAGGUGAAGAUACCAUCUGGCAGUAGAAGAUCAUGGAAAGUUGAGAGAGGAGGCAACAUCUCGAGUCUGGCAGGGUCAUCAUAACAGCUCAUCUAACACAAGAACACUGGUUACAGUUCCAUUUUUAACCUGUAAAGAUGUCUCAGGAAGUUGACUGGUUACAUAGCCAAGCAGGUGUGUGUAAAGUAGAUCUCUACAACCCUGAUGAACAGAAGGACCAGGACCGGAAAGUGAUCUGUUUUGUAGACAUUUCCAGCCUGAACGUAAAGGACAAAGAUUCAAAAGCAAAGAAAGCCGCUAGCCAGUCCAGUAGCAUCUCUGAACCUUCAAAUGAACUUGAUCUGGGGAAUCUGGAGGAAAAAGAAGUCAUUGUAAUAAAGGACAAUGAGAAGCAUGAUCAUUCUAAAACUAAAGGAGCAGUAUGUCUUUUCAAACAAGGUUCAACCGAUGAACUCAGUGUUGUGAGCUGGCUCAACGAUGACCUUCAGAAAUAUGCAAAUGGACUCCAGCAUGCACUGACCCCUUCAGAUGCCCCUCAGAAACACAAAGAUAGCAACACUUUCAUUGAUUCAUCGUUGUCCCAGAAAAGCGACACAUCUUUAAAGUCUGCUGGUGCCCAAAAGGGAAGAAGAGAUCCAGAUAAUAUUUCAUGCUAUGUAAAUAAGCUCUGCUCUUUGGUUUUUCAAAUGGCACGUAAAGAGAUCACAGAUAAAUUGGAAGGUGCUGCCAGUAAGUGUAUACACCAGGAAAUUCAUGACUCUGCUGUUGAAGGGAAAAGUAACAAUUCCCGUGGUUCUGUGAACAAAACUGCAUCACAAACAGUGAAUGAAUGCACUGCAGCAAGCACACAGAAACCCCAGAGUAAACUACCAUCCCCCAGGCCAUCUCAAGAAAAGACUACCAAGAAGGAAGAUACUCCAGGUUCUAAGAGAACAUCACUCUUCUAUGGUGAGAUGUCUAAUCAAAGUGGCUGUAGACAGGGGGAAGACUCUGGAGAUAAACAAAUGUGUCAGCAAGCAAAACAAUCUGGGCAGGAUGAUUCUGGUACUUCUGUGAGCAAGGGGUUAAUGGUUUAUGCAAAUCAGGUUGCUUCAGACAUGAUGUUCUCAUUUAUGAAGACCAUGAAAGUCCAAAGGAAGGAUGGUAAGACACUCCCAGCUUGUGUAGUUUUGAAGAGAGUAAUCCUCAAACACACCAAAGACGUCAUAUCAGACUUGAUAGACUCAACUAUGAAAAAUUUGCAUAAUGUCACAGGGGUGCUCAUGACAGACUCUGACUUUGCUUCCACAGUGAAGAAGAAUCUAUAUAACAUGGGAAGCCAGAAAUCUAUUGAAAUUUUGGAAGUAAUGGUAAGACGGCUGUAUAAUGUCCUUGUAGCAGAGCAAAACGAUAAGGGACAGUCCAAGUCUCACAGUCUAGCGUAUACCAUACUGAAAACAGCCUUCCCAUCAGAUUCAAAAUCUCAAAGCAUGCAGUUUGCAACACUGAAAACACAAAAGAAGGAUAAGGAAAAAGCAAAGCCAAAAAUGUUUACCUGUGCUGAGAAAGUAAGUGAGCACAUAAUUAAGGAGGGACUAACCAUGUUGCAUUCCAAACAAACGGCAAGCAAAGUUCCAGAAAAGGUAAGAGGGAGUCAAGAAAAAAAGCCAGAAAAGGUCAGCACCUCAAUAGAGUCACUAGCAAAAGACCUCACUGUGACAGCAUUAAUGUUGAUACAACAGCACUUAAUCCAACAGACAAACAGUGGCAGAGAUUCAAUCGCUCAUGAUUCGGGCACUUCUUCACUUGGGUUUGUUUCUCGUGAAUCUCAUUUUGAAAAGGCUGGGAAAAGCCAAAGCUCCAAGUCUCUUGCAAUGACUGCUGGGUCAAGGAAUUUUCCCCAAGAGCUCAACUCCCAGAAGGGUGAUAUAUCAAGUAUCCUCUUAUCAAUCAUCCAGAAGGUUUUACGUGAGGCUGGUUUCAAUAUAGAUGACAAUUCCAGUGAGACAAACAAGAGUUUUAAACAGGUUGCCACUACUGAUAGUGAGUCCAGCAAAAAGGCCUUAUCUACACAGCCCAAUUCAACAAUAGAUCAGUUUGACAACAUGGAUCAAGUAAACAAAAAAUUUAUUGACCAACUGGUGGAAUCUGUGAUGAACUUGUGUUUAUUCAUGACUAAAUGCAACAAUUCUGAUUUAGCGAUAGGUGACCUAUCAGAUGAGCAAAAUGCAUCUGGUGCCUCAUUCUCAAGAAACAAAUCCACAGCUUUUGAUAAGGAAGGGUCAAGGGAAGCUUCACAAGUGAAGUCAAGUGGAAAACAGCUAUCAGAUUUAUCAUCCGGUUCUGAAGUGAUAGUGAACAACCAGAAUGCCAACAGCAGCACACAGAACAAGGAGCUCCAGGCUAUCCUCCAGUGGAUGGCUGCUUCCCACUUUAAUGUGCCCAAUCUGUCAUUCAUGAAUGAAGAGGAAGGGAAUUUGAAAAAGCUUCCUCUGUUGGCUGAAAAAGCAGCAAAGAAGGGCUGCAGCGUGGGCGAUAUUAUCCAAGAGGUAAUGAGGUACUUUGAAAAACAACAGAUUGAUGCCGCUGUGGGAAAUGUGUCUCGUUAUGGAUUGAUGGACUGGCUGCUUGCUAACCUGUGA